GGAGGGAGCGGACUGCCCGGAAGAGCUGGCUGUUUAGAGAGGUGGCAGGGUCUUGCCCAUGCAUUCUGUGCAGGAGGUGAGCAAAGCCUAGGCUGCCUACAGAGUUUCUAGCUUGAGCAUCUAGGUGAAUGGUGAAUCCCUUCACUGAGAUGGAGAUCAGAGCACCAACUGAGGGCGUAAUUCAAAAGCUCUGUUCUAUACGUCUUAGGUGUGAUAGAACUUUGAGGCAUCCAAGUGGAGAUGCCAAGUACAAUGAAGUAACCAGAUGUGAAGCUCGGCAAAGAGGACAGAACUAGAGGUAUCAACCCGAGAAAGCCGGCAGGUAGGAAGGUAUUAACCUAUGGGAAUGCUGAGAUCGCCCAGGAAGAGGUGAGCUCACACAAGAGAAAAGGGCGCAGGGGCCUGGCCGGAAUCUUAAGCAGCAGAAGCAGACCGAAAAAGAACGGUGGCCUAUGAUGAGGUCGACAGGAUGUGUGCCGGGUUGGACCAGGUCGCUGUUUUAAAUCCAAGUCUGUCCAUCCCAGGACAGCGCUAUCAGCCAGAGCCCACGCAGUGUUGCCUUGUACCAGCCGCCACAGCCAGGGGGAGGAGAAACCUCCAUCCCAGCAGGCCCCGCCCCGCCCGAUCCUGCCAGGCGCUCCAAUCGCUUGUAGAGAUCAUCGCUGGACCCAGGCGGUUGUGUCGAUCUCCGCUCCAACUGGAGACCGGGUCCAAACCAUGGCGGAGAAGACUCAAAAGAGUGUGAAGAUUGCUCCUGGAGCAGUUGUGUGUGUAGAAAGUGAAAUUCGGGGUGAUGUAACCAUAGGACCUAGGACGGUGAUCCACCCUAAAGCACGCAUUAUUGCCGAAGCCGGGCCCAUCGUGAUCGGUGAAGGUAACCUCAUAGAGGAACAGGCGCUUAUCAUAAAUGCUUACCCUGAUAACAUCACUCCUGAUGCUGAAGAUCCAGAACCGAAACCUAUGAUCAUUGGCACCAGUAAUGUGUUUGAAGUUGGCUGUUAUUCUCAAGCCAUGAAAAUGGGAGAUAAUAAUGUUAUUGAAUCAAAAGCAUAUGUGGGCAGAAACGUCAUAUUGACAAGUGGCUGCAUCAUUGGGGCUUGCUGCAACCUGAACACGUUUGAAGUCAUCCCUGAGAAUACGGUGAUCUACGGUGCAGACUGCCUUCGUCGGGCGCAGACUGAGCGGCCACAGCCCCAGACACUACAGCUGGAUUUCCUGAUGAAAAUCUUGCCAAACUACCACCACCUAAAGAAGACUAUGAAAGGAAGCUCAACUCCAGUUAAGAACUAAGAACAAUAUAUGACAUCAAGAUAAGAGUUUGUCUUUGACCACUGUCUUUUGAAAGGGCCACAGUGUUCAUGCAUUCUUAGCAGUUCCCAGAAUAAUCCAUGUUGACUUUAUUUUGUAAAAUUGAGUUAGAGAGGAAGGUAAUGGGUUUUCACUGUAACUGUCCUUUGUAAUUUAUAUAAAAUGCAUUAUUUUCUUAUAUCCUUUCUCCUGAGAAUUUACAGGUUUAGUUUAUUUUUCUUUUGUCAGAUAAAAUGUCAGCUAUGGAUUUUAGUUGUAUAAAAGACUCUCCGUGAUAAGGAAGGACAUAUUGCUGUGUAUUUAUAUUCUAGAAUAUAUUGUACUAAAUAAAAAUGCUAUUGGCAGGACUUUUAGUGAACAUGCUUUA
This is a messenger RNA of Enhydra lutris kenyoni (northern sea otter), 1675 nucleotides long. RefSeq names its product dynactin subunit 6. Gene Ontology annotation, biological process: mitotic spindle organization. NCBI's taxonomy places the organism in Eukaryota, Metazoa, Chordata, Mammalia, Carnivora, Mustelidae. Bases 718 to 1290 code for a protein of 190 amino acids. Gene Ontology annotation, cellular component: dynactin complex. Gene Ontology annotation, molecular function: dynein complex binding. The transcript is spliced from 7 exons. The record is from RefSeq and is a predicted model, not a curated record.